Messenger RNA from Sparassis crispa, 1329 nucleotides. Its product is annotated as Enolase. Gene Ontology annotation, biological process: glycolytic process. The coding region runs from base 1 to 1329 and encodes 442 amino acids. Gene Ontology annotation, molecular function: magnesium ion binding; phosphopyruvate hydratase activity. The transcript has 8 exons. The record is from RefSeq and is a predicted model, not a curated record. Lineage: Eukaryota; Fungi; Basidiomycota; Agaricomycetes; Polyporales; Sparassidaceae. Gene Ontology annotation, cellular component: phosphopyruvate hydratase complex.
AUGUCCAUCUCAAAGAUCCACGCCCGUCAGAUCUUUGACUCUCGAGGAAACCCUACGGUUGAGGUUGACCUCUACACUGCUAAAGGUCUAUUCCGCGCGUCCGUACCCUCGGGCGCGUCCACCGGCGUGCACGAAGCAGUUGAGCUGCGUGACGGCGACAAGGCCAACUAUCUCGGGAAAGGAGUCUCCAAGGCCGUCGCGAACGUGAACACGAUUAUCGCACCCGCGCUCAUCCGGUCCGGGCUGAAGGUCACCGCACAGAAGGGCAUUGACGACUUCCUCAUCAAGCUCGACGGCACUCCGAAUAAGGGCCGCCUCGGCGCAAAUGCGAUCCUCGGCGUGAGCAUUGCUGUCGCGCAGGCGGGCGCCGCGGAGCUCGGCUUGCCGCUCUACACGCACCUCGCAGACCUGGCUGGAGUGAAGCCGCCGUAUGUCCUUCCGUGCCCGUCGUUCAACGUCAUCAACGGCGGCAAGCACGCGGGGAACAAGCUCGCGAUCCAGGAGUUCAUGAUCCUUCCCACCGGCGCGAAGAGCUUCGCCGAGGCGAUGAAAAUGGCGACAGAGACGUACCAUACGCUGAAGAAGGUCAUUAACGCAAAGUAUGGCAUUGACGCUGUGAACGUCGGCGAUGAGGGCGGGUUCGCGCCCAACGUCUCCGGCGCAGAAGAGGCGCUCGACCUGCUCAUCGAGGCAAUCCACACGGCGGGGUACGACGGCAAAGUCAAGAUCGGCUUCGACUCCGCAUCAUCCGAGUUCUACAAGGACGGAAAGUAUGAUCUGGACUUCAAAAACCCGAACUCGGACCCAAGCAAGUGGCUCACUAGCGCACAGCUUGCUGAGCUGUAUCGCGGGUACAUAAAGAAGUACCCGAUCGUGUUCGUCGAGGACCCUUUCGACCAGGACGACUGGGAGGCGUGGACCGAGUAUAAUAAGACGAACCCCGUGCAGGUUAUCGCGGACGACUUGACCGUGACUGACCCGCAUCGAAUCAAGAUCGCAAUCGAGAAGAAGGCGUCCAAUGGGCUUCUUGUCAAGGUGAACCAGAUUGGCACCAUCUCCGAGACAAUCCAGGCGACCCAUCUGGCUCAAUCUGCUGGGUGGGGCGUCAUGGUCUCGCACCGCAGCGGUGAGACUGAAAGCACCCUCAUCGCAGACCUUGUCGUCGCGCUGGGUGUAGGCCAAAUCAAGACUGGUGCGCCUGCACGGAGCGAGCGUGUCGCAAAAUAUAAUGCUUUGCUGCGCAUUGAGGAGGAAAUUGGCAACGGUAUCUACGCUGGCGAGAAGGGAUUCGCUGUCGGAGUCACGCCUCCGGCGCUCCUGAGAAAGUAA